UGUCUCAGGGAGAUAACGAAAGCAAUGGACAGAGAAGAUGGAGAGGCAAAAGCUCGUGAAGUUGCACAAGGAGGAGUAGAUGCAAAAUAUCAUGUUCUACUCGUAGCCUUUGCCUCCCAAGGCCACAUUAACCCCAUGCUUAAGUUAGGCAAACGCCUUGCAUCUAAGGGCCUUCAUGUGACACUGGCCACCACCGAAACGGCCCGCCAUCGCAUGGUCAAAGCCAACAUCACCACGACCGCCACCACCACCAACAACCCAAUUCAUCUCGAAUUCUUUUCAGAUGGAUUGCCCAUCGACUUCGACCGUCUGAACAAAAUGGACCACUUCUUUGACCAGCUCGAGCAACAUGGCCCCACCAACCUCUCAAACCUGAUUGAAUCCCUAUCGAAUUGCAACGGCUCAAAGUUCUCCUGCAUCAUCAACAACCCGUUCGUCCCAUGGGUCGCGGAUGUUGCCCAAGAUCAUGGAAUCCCAUGUGCCAUGCUGUGGAUACAACCAUGUGCCCUCUAUGCCAUUUACUACCGAUACUACAACGGUUUGAAUCAGUUUCCGACUAUAGCAUAUCCAAACAUGCCUGUCGAUUUGCCGGGCCUUCCGAUACUAUGUAAAGAAGAUCUUCCAUCUUUUGUUCUGCCGUCCAAUACUUUCAGUAGUGUUUCGAAAACCCUUACUCAUCUGUUUGGGAACAUGGACAAGGUGAAAUGGGUGUUGGGUAACUCCUUCUACGAGCUAGAGAAAGAUGCAGUUGAAUCAAUGGACAAGAUUCAACCGAUCAUCCCCGUUGGCCCACUUGUUUCAUCGAUGUUGCUUGGAGAAGAAGAUGCCACUGAUGCAGGCAUCGACAUGUGGAAGGCUGACGACAGCUGCAUCGAAUGGUUAGACAAGCAACCGCUUUCAUCCGUUGUGUAUGUAUCAUUCGGUAGCCUCGUUGUUCUAUCGUCGAAGCAGAUGGAGAACAUUGCAUGGGGUCUAAAGAACAGCUGCCGUCCAUUUCUGUGGGUGGUGAAGCCACCUGAAUAUUCGGUCAUGGAUCGUACGGGACAAUUACCCCUCGAAUUAUUGAAAGAAAUGGACGGUCAAGGUUUAGUGGUUACAUGGUGCCCACAGACGAAGGUAUUAUCACACCCGUCCGUCGCAUGUUUUGUAACACACUGUGGGUGGAACUCGAUUUUGGAGACGGUCGCUUCAGGUGUGCCGGUCAUCACAUAUCCGCAGUGGACUGAUCAGCCAACGAAUGCUAAGCUACUAGUGGAGGUGUUCGAGAUCGGUGUCCGGUUCAAAGUGGGCCCUGAUGGGGUGGUGGGCCAGGAUGAGGUGGAGAGAUGCAUUGCAGAUAUUACCGAAGGACCGAAGGCUGUUGGAUUGAAGAAGAAGGCACUUUACUGGAAGGAGGCGGCGAGAGCGGCAGUGGGGGUCGGUGGAUCGUCGGACCGGAAUAUACAGGUCUUUGUAGACGAUGUUAUACACAGAGCUAGGGAAUAUAUGAGCCAUGAGGUGAGUACAUCGCAGUGUCCUCAAGGGUCUUGAUUUAACACACAAAAGACCCUCGAUCGUUGAUCCAGACUGUUGGGAUGAUUGGCUCUACCGUGGAUGUGGUACUCCGCAAUAUCCUACUGAUAGAACGAUACUGAUCCUUCUAUUGGUGGCCGUAGAUCCAUGAGAGUCCACUUGCUUGUUUUCAGUUAUAGAUUAUAUUGUGAGGUUUGUAUAAGGUUUUACAUGUGAAAAAUGUUAAAAGAUUUUCCCAGGUGUGAACUUCA
Magnolia sinica is the source of this 1763-nucleotide messenger RNA. Its product is annotated as UDP-glycosyltransferase 84B2-like. Gene Ontology annotation, molecular function: UDP-glycosyltransferase activity. The transcript has a single exon. The record is from RefSeq and is a predicted model, not a curated record. NCBI's taxonomy places the organism in Eukaryota, Viridiplantae, Streptophyta, Magnoliopsida, Magnoliales, Magnoliaceae. The coding region runs from base 25 to 1530 and encodes 501 amino acids.